Messenger RNA from Cinclus cinclus, 1410 nucleotides. Its product is annotated as galectin-related protein A-like. NCBI's taxonomy places the organism in Eukaryota, Metazoa, Chordata, Aves, Passeriformes, Cinclidae. Gene Ontology annotation, molecular function: carbohydrate binding. The record is from RefSeq and is a predicted model, not a curated record. The transcript has 4 exons. The coding region runs from base 209 to 571 and encodes 120 amino acids.
CCCUCCCUCAACAUCCUCCCUUUAUUCCGGGCUUUUUGUUUGCUUUUGUCCUGACGCACAAAACAAAAACUCCUCCGGGGCUGCAGCGGCGAGGCAAGUGUAAGAGGGAGAGCGGUGAUGACAGAGGAGAGGUGUGCCAAACUAUUUUCACUGUUCCCUGCAGGUGGAGCAGUAUGUUGGUGAAAUUAAAGGUGGCCUGAGACCAACCAUGAAACUCACAAUCAUAGGCAUGGUACACUCCAGACCCAAGAGCUUUUCAGUGACUCUGCUCUGUGAUCCAGUGGAUGCCAACAAAGACGUUGGGCUGUUAUUUACUGUUAACUUCAGUGAGAAAUCCAUCACCCGAAAUGCACGAAUUGCUGGGAAAUGGGGAAGAGAAGAGAAGACUAUUCCUUACUUUCCAUUUACAGCAGGCGACACGUUCAAGAUGGAGCUCUUAUGUGAACACCAGCAAAUACGAGUCUUGCUUGAUGGACGGCAGCUCUGUGACUUCACUCACCGCAUUCAGCCUCUGAAUUUGGUGAAGGCUUUGCGGAUCUCAGGGGAUAUCAAACUUACCAAAGUGGCUUGAAAAGAGAAGGUCCACAAUACUACCAGAGGACAUAGGAAAAUGUACUUUCUCUUGUUUCAGACAUGUUUUGUCUUUUUCCCCUUGCUGAUUCUGGAGAGUGGGAACUGUAUCUUUUUUUAAUUUGCUGAUGUGUUUGAGAUACACACUUUUUUCCCCCAUACACACUCACAGCAAUUGCAAAGCUAUGGCUAGUCUGGAUAAAUCUCAAAGCCUUUGCUGAGAUACACUUCUGGCCUGCCAAACUGCAAGAUUUAUGAUGUUAUGCAGUAUCUCACGUCCUUGUGGCUCCUUACCCCCUCAGGCAUACCAGGUGGCAGAGCUCAGUCCUCUGUGGCGAGUGGCUGUUGUUAGCCUUGUGACUAGAAGUGGGCAUUAUGCAGGUGGUGGGUCAGAGAAAAGAGAAGGAGGAGAUUUUCUUAUAAAUUAAUAAGGGAGUCUGAUGGGCCCCGGAACGGCUCAUGUUAUCAGGAGGGAAUUGCUUUUUCUGGAAGCUCAGCUCAUUCAGCACAAAACCACCUGUGUUCCCCAGCAGAGAGCAAUAAAUGCCUUACCCUGUCUCUUCCAGGCAGCUCUUCUGGAACUGAAAGUUUUUGACAGCUGUGGAUUUCACAGUCUUCUCUGGAUCAGCCUUAGAAAAUUGUAUCUGUAGCUGAAACUGCACUGCCCAUUCUUGUUCUUGCAUCUAAUUAAAACUGCACCUUUUCUGGCACACUUUUUUACAAGCUCUCGAGUAUCUGAAUGCAUGAAAAUGUUGUGCUGUUAUUUCAUUGCUGUAGCUUUUGAGGAAAAUCCUAAAUACAUGACAAUUUUAAUAAAUAAAUAAACGAGCAUGUAUCAUA